GGGCGCCAGAAGCGACGGGCAUGCUGCGACGUCAUCUUGCUGCGCGAAGCGAGCGGUUGUUGACAGGCCGUGGAGGCGGCCGGAGGGGAGUUGUUGCGGUGUGUUCUAUCAUGCCUGACUGGGCGAGCUGUCCUGGGCCGAGGCCUCUGGGCUGGGGAUGAAAGAAGCUGAUCAGAUGCAGAGUCUGGAGGGCUCGGGGGCCGGGCGGUCAGUCGGCACGCAGACUGGCAGCAUGACGGGUCAAGUACCAAGGCUUUCUAAAGUCAACCUUUUCACUCUGCUCAGUCUCUGGAUGGAGCUCUUCCCAGGAGUAGAAGCCCAAGGGCAGAAGUCUCAGAAAAAUGAAGAGGAAAACCGUGGCCCCUUAGGAGAUAAUGAAGAGUUGGCCAGAGUGUCUUCUGACAAAAAACAGGUGAAGAAAACUGGUCUUGUGGUGGUGAAAAACAUGAAAAUCAUUGGUCUUCACUGCUCCAGUGAAGACCUGCACACUGGGCAGAUUGCUCUCAUUAAACACGGGUCCAGGCUGAAAAACUGUGAUCUUUAUUUUUCAAGAAAACCGUGUUCUGCUUGUUUGAAAAUGAUUGUGAAUGCUGGAGUUAACCGAAUUUCUUACUGGCCUUCUGACCCAGAAAUAAGUUUGCUCACCGAAGCUUCUAGUUCUGAAGAUGCAAAGCUAGAUGCCAAAGCAGCAGAAAGAUUGAAGUCAAACAGCCGGGCCCAUGUGUGUGUCCUGCUCCAGCCAUUGGUGUGCUACAUGGUGCAGUUUGUAGAGGAAACCUCUUACAAAUGUGACUUUAUUCAAAAAACUGCCAGAGCACUGCCGGGUGCUGACACUGAUUUUUAUUCUGAAUGUAAACAAGAAAGAAUAAAAGAAUAUGAAAUGUUAUUUUUGGUUUCAAAUGAAGAAAUGCAUAAGCAGAUACUAAUGACUAUAGGUCUGGAGAACUUGUGUGAAAACCCCUAUUUUAGCAAUCUAAGGCAAAACAUGAAAGACCUGAUCCUGCUUCUGGCCACAGUAGCUUCCAGUGUGCCCAACUUGAAACACUUCGGAUUCUACUGUAGCAACCCAGAACAGAUCAAUGAAAUUCACAAUCAAAGUUUGCCACAGGAAGUUGCACGGCACUGCAUGGUGCAGGCCAGGUUAUUGGCAUAUCGAACUGAGGAUCAUAAAACAGGAGUUGGAGCUGUCAUUUGGGCAGAAGGGAAAUCUAGAAGCUGUGACGGAACUGGAGCUAUGUACUUCAUAGGAUGUGGUUACAACGCCUUCCCCGUGGGCUCUGAGUACGCUGACUUCCCCCACAUGGACGACAAGCACAAGGACAGAGAGAUUCGCAAGUUCAGAUACAUCAUACAUGCCGAGCAGAAUGCUUUGACGUUCAGGUGUCAAGAUAUAAAGCCAGAAGAACGCAGUAUGAUUUUUGUGACAAAAUGCCCUUGUGAUGAAUGUGUGCCUUUAAUUAAAGGUGCAGGCAUAAAGCAGAUCUAUGCUGGGGAUGUAGAUGUUGGAAAAAAGAAAGCAGACAUCUCCUAUAUGAAGUUUGGGGAGCUUGAGGGCGUUCGCAAAUUUACCUGGCAGUUGAACCCAUCUGAAGCUUACAGUCUUGAUCCAAAUGAGCCUGAAAGGAGAGAAAACGGUGUAUUGAGGCGCAGGUCCACAAAGGAAGAACAGCGCAGCAGCAAGAGGCCACGUCUGGAAACCCGCUCUGCAGGCCGGGCUACACUGCAGUAACCUGUGUGCUUUCUUACCCCACCUCUCAAAUUCAGCCUGUGGGUUUGGGAAUGACUGAAAAGCUUUUUACGGGGCUGAAUUCUAGUUAGCCUAUGAGUGAUCUUACCAAGGACCUUUUUAUUUUAGAUGUGUUUCUCAGCACGCAGUGUGUUCUUUCAUUACAUUAAAUGGUGUAGCAAUAGUUUGAGACCAAUAUAAGACCAACAGGACCUAUUGCUGUUUAUCCAGACUCUGUGCAGCCAGUUUCAAAAGGGCUCAUUCACAGGAGGGGAUCUUCUUUUGACAAACAGUAAUUCCUUUGGAUUACAAGGAUACUAAUCAGUAAACUGCUGCAGGGAAAAAAAUGACAUGGCCAUCUUUCAAGGCUCCAUGUAUAGCUAACCAAAAGGCUGCAUUGUACUAAGUCCUGCUAGCCAGAGCUUGCUGAAAUCAGAUCGGCUCCAAGUUGCUGUGCCCAUUCUUCAUUUGAAGUGUGUUUUAUGAGUGGCCUAGACAUUUAGAUCAGCGGAGCCAUGCCGUGGCAGCAUGUGCCAGGUCCUGAAUUUCCUCCUGAGCACCACAAACAAAUAAAAUGUCAACCUCACCUAAA
This is a messenger RNA of Peromyscus leucopus (white-footed mouse), 2318 nucleotides long. RefSeq names its product cytidine and dCMP deaminase domain containing 1 (gene Cdadc1). The record is from RefSeq and is a predicted model, not a curated record. Lineage: Eukaryota; Metazoa; Chordata; Mammalia; Rodentia; Cricetidae. Gene Ontology annotation, cellular component: cytoplasm. The coding region runs from base 158 to 1729 and encodes 523 amino acids. The transcript is spliced from 10 exons. Gene Ontology annotation, biological process: dUMP biosynthetic process; dTMP biosynthetic process. Gene Ontology annotation, molecular function: dCMP deaminase activity; zinc ion binding.